UCUAGCCUGCUGGCUAGCUCUAGUGGCUAGAGGGGAAAUGCAGGUGUGGCGGAGUAGGCAGGCGCUUGUUUCAUUCGGGAGAGCUCUCGCUGCGAGCCGUAGCGACAAGCCCUUCCACUCUCGGCGAGCCACAGGAAGAACAGCCGGUGGUAACGCUGAAUAUCAGUUGGGACCUUUCGCUUGUGAUUUCUAGCUAAUACUUCCAGGAGGCUGUAGCGUGAUUUAAUACCUGGGUCAUAGUCGGAGAGACGGCGAGGCUGCGCAAACAGUCUUCCGAGCGGGAGGGGCCCCGGGCGCUUUCCCGUUGGGUGUUAAAUCGUCGACUUCACACGGACACGUCGAUCGGAAUGAGACGUGUAUGAUGACUCCGGGGCUAUGGCCAGCGAACCCCUCGAAGGCUUCCAUGAAGUGAACCUGGCGUCGCCCACCACCCCCGACCAGCACGGCGUCGCCAACCACCGCACCCCCAAACACGCCGCCCCGCCCAGCACCCUCUACCGCACCCACAGCGGCAGGAUCUGCCCCCCCAACGCCCUGCGGGCCGACCCGCUCCCCACCCAGCCCGUCUACUCCACCCCCGCACACCUGGAAAACAAGGAACCUCACAAUGGCAGUGUCCCAGGGCUGGACGGCCAGACCUCGUCCUCUGGCUCCGCCCCCUCGGCUCGGCUGGAGGCGGAGUCGGGGGAGGGCGGGGCGCUGAGCGGCGAGGAGGGGGAGGAGCCUCCAUGCGCCCUGUCCCGCCUCAGGAGCCCCUCGGUGAUGGAAGUAAGAGAGAAAGGGUAUGAGAGGUUGAAGGAGGAGCUUGCCAAAGCACAGAGGGACCUUAAGUUAAAAGACGAAGAAUGUGAAAGGCUCUCUAAAGUGAGAGACCAGCUGGGGCAGGAACUGGAGGAGCUCACUGCGAGCCUGUUCGAGGAGGCCCACAAGAUGGUGCGUGAGGCCAACGUCAAGCAGGCCACGGCGGAGAAGCAGCUUAAGGAGGCCCUGGGGAAGAUCGACGUGCUGCAGGCGGAAGUGGCGGCCCUGAAGACCCUAGUGCUCUCCACGUCCCCCACCUCUCCCUGUAAGGACCUGCCCCUGGGGCCCAAGGCCCCGUUCAAGAAGGGCCACGCCCGCAACAAGAGCACCAGCAGCGCCAUGCUGGGCCCCCAGCAGGAGCUCAGCAUCACCCAGCCCAUCGUGCGCGACUGCAAGGAGGUGGACACGUUGCUCUUCAGUGAGUUUAAGGCGUGGAGAGAGGAGCCAACGCUAGAGAGGAGCUGCUCCUUCCUGGAGAGAAUCUACAGAGAGGACAUCUACCCCUGCCUCACCUUCUCCAAGAGCGAGUUGGCGUCGGCCAUUUUGGAGGCCGUGGAGAGGAACACGCUGAGCGUGGAGCCGGCGGGCUUCCAGCCGCUGCCCGUGGUGAAGGCCUCGGCCGUGGAGUGCGGCGGACCAAAUGGCCGAAGGUCUCAGAUAGUCACAAAGUGUGCCCUGAGUGGCCAGACCAAACCCUGCAAGCACAGAAUCAAGUUCGGCGACUCCAGUAACUACUACUACGUCUCCCCGUUCUGCCGUUACCGGAUCACCUCUGUCUGCAACUUCUUCACCUACAUCCGUUACAUCCACCAGGGCCUGGUGAAGCAGCAGGACGCCGAGCAGAUGUUCUGGGAGGUGAUGCAGCUCAGGAGAGAGAUGUCAUUUGCAAAGCUGGGGUUCUACAGGGAGGAGCUGUGACCAAUGGGGACAGGAGGGAGGCGUGUCUUCGAUCCCGAUUGGACGAGGAGCCGAGACUGACGGGUGGAGCUUUGAGACCCUCCUGCAUCACGGCAGUGCUCCCAAGCCCCUACCCCUUUUCGCAGGACACGCCCACCAACAGCCUCAACGCAUUUUGACUCGCUGUCAAUCAGAACUGCGCACUGGCCUGUCUCCCGGGCUCAACGACUUACAUUUCCACUCAUAUUUAAAAAAAGAAGACGACAUAAUUAUGAACUUGCUGCUGUUUUUUGAUUUAAUUUUGUUUAAGAGCGGGUGAAUGAACUCUAUUAAAAAUAAUAAUAAUAAUGAAUGAAAUAAAAUGUUUGAUCCUGUUUGCAUUUGUAUUGUUUCUGAAGAGAUAUGAUGAGAAGAAAUUUGGAAAACCGGUACCGUUUGAAGGAAAAGCAAGUUCUUUUUGUGAUUAUACACCACCAUAUCAAUAUGCCCCCAAGCUUUUUAGUUCUUAACCCUAACAGUAGUCAGCAGUAAGUGGCAGUGAAGAUGUGUGCGUACGUAUGAUAUGUCCUGUAUGUAUGUUUUGUUUUUUUUCUCCUGCACUACAAUCUUAUAAGGCUUCCCUCACUUUAUGUUAGUGCCUUUCUGGAGCAAUGCUGAAUAAAAUUGUAUACCUCUGGAAA
Conger conger (European conger) is the source of this 2378-nucleotide messenger RNA. RefSeq names its product RAB3A interacting protein (rabin3) (gene rab3ip). The record is from RefSeq and is a predicted model, not a curated record. Lineage: Eukaryota; Metazoa; Chordata; Actinopteri; Anguilliformes; Congridae. Gene Ontology annotation, biological process: exocytosis. Gene Ontology annotation, cellular component: Golgi to plasma membrane transport vesicle. The coding region runs from base 376 to 1719 and encodes 447 amino acids. Gene Ontology annotation, molecular function: guanyl-nucleotide exchange factor activity. The transcript is spliced from 13 exons.